This is a messenger RNA of Colletotrichum karsti, 2640 nucleotides long. RefSeq lists its product as uncharacterized. NCBI's taxonomy places the organism in Eukaryota, Fungi, Ascomycota, Sordariomycetes, Glomerellales, Glomerellaceae. Gene Ontology annotation, molecular function: ATP binding; protein kinase activity; protein binding. The record is from RefSeq and is a predicted model, not a curated record. Gene Ontology annotation, biological process: protein phosphorylation; signal transduction. The transcript is spliced from 3 exons. The coding region runs from base 1 to 2640 and encodes 879 amino acids.
AUGCUGGCCCCCAAAACCGCCGCUUUCCCGGCGCCCCUGAGCACCGGCAACUCCAUGGUGCCGAAUGUCUCGAGUGGUGCCAUGCCGCCCUCGAGGCGGGCGCCUACGAUCCCGAAUCAACCCACCUCAUAUGCCAGCCCGACCGAGUCCGAAUUUUCCGAGAGCGACGGCCCCGACGCCGUCAAGAACUGGGACGAAGAGAAGGUCUGCGAAUACCUUCGAAGCGUCAAGUGUGGCGAGUACGAGAAGCUGUUCCGCAAGAACCACAUCAACGGCGAGAACCUGCUCGAACUCGACAAGGAUGUCCUUAAAGAGAUGGGUAUUGAGAAGGUCGGCGACCGCGUCCGCCUCUUCCUCGGUAUUAAGAAGCUGAGGACAAAGGCGUACGCGAACCAGAAGAAGCGGAAUAGAGAUUCGUUUGGCGGCCUCGAGCAGUACACGCCGUCCUCAGGCGGCUCCCCGCGGCCGUCUGCGUCGAGUGCUCGCACGAUGCCGACCCCUUCUCUCAACAAACGCUAUUCGAGACAGUACGACACUCUCCCGAUCGAGAACACUUCGUCUUCCCGGCCUACUUCGCCGUUGCCCAAUUCAGACGCCAUUCGUCCUUUGCGUCCGCGAUAUGGCCAAAGUCCCGGCUAUGUGAGUAACGUCGGGGCGUCCGUCCCUCAGACCGGCCGAUUGAAUCAGGAUGUCAUCCGUGUCAUUUCAACAGGAGGCGUCACCAAGGUUGUCAAGAUUGCCGACUGCAACACUUGCGAGGAAGUCAUGAGAGUCACCCUUCGAAAAUUCGCCCUACGAGAGGACCACGAGAGAAAUUACUGCUUUUGGGUCUUGGCUGGCGUUGAGCCCGACCCCAACCAGUGCAGACGCCUCGGCGACACGGAACUCUGGCGCAUCAUCAAAGACCAGAAGCGCCCCGAACGCAACCGCUUGAUUCUGCGCCGCGUGCCUGCCGGUGAGCCCGGUAUGCCCGAGCUCGAGAGAGCCGCAGGCAUCGCAAUCGAGGAGGCCCAGCAGAACCACAGUCGCGCCCUCGAGAGCGUCGACAAGAGAAGCCAGAUGAAGGUACAGAAGCUAUUGGGCGAGAGGUGGAACGACGAGCUGCAGAGCCCUCUCUCUCCCGUCUCUUUCCGUGACCGUGAGCGUAACGUCUACAACACCGCCAAAGAACUCGAACGUCCAGCAUCCAAUGACGGCCCUAGGUCCGCCGGACCUAGGAGGAACAAGGGUAUUCUUCGGUCUUUCGGUGGCUUGCGACCUCCUAGCGAGCUGAUUGCUUCUGACCUCACGUCCUACUUCCCUGAUCACCCGAGAGAGGAGAUUGACCGCACCGCCCGUCUGUCAAUGAGGAGGUCAACCCGCUUGAGCAAGGUCAACAGUCGACUCAGCGUGGCCAGCAACCUGAGCUUCGCAUCCAGCAUCCAAGAUGCACCCCCUAUCCCCACAAUUGCCGACAGCUGGCUCAAUGCUUCCAACAACAUGAUCAAGCCUCGUUCCGGCCUUCGCACCACGCACGCCUUCCGCGACUCGGUCGCGUCUUCAAUGCUCGACACACUCCAGGAGGAGUCGCCCGUCGAGCCGAACCGCAAGUCUUACGUCUCGUUUGCCGACAGCUCUGACGGCGCUAGUGCCGCCGCCUUGAGCGUCACGGAUCCCGAAGGAAACGUCACUAGACGCAGCUACUUUGACGCUGAUGGUUCAACGGGAUCUGGCUCUCUCAAGGAUCUCACACAGGCGCUCAAUGAGGACGGGGAGGAUGCCGACGAGGAGCUGGAGAGCUUCCUCGCAGGAGAGUCCUGGUCUGAUGAUAAAUGGAUGAAGGGAGCCAUGAUCGGCCAGGGUUCCUUCGGCUGUGUCUACCUUGCGCUACAUGCCGUCACCGGUGAACUCCUGGCUGUGAAGCAGGUUGAGGCUCCUGCUCCAGGUGCCAACAGCCAGAACGACGCACGAAAGAAGAGUAUGAUCGAGGCCCUUAAGCGGGAAAUCAGUCUGCUCCGCGACCUUCGACACCCGAAUAUUGUUCAGUAUCUUGGUUGCAGCUCGUCGUCCGAGUACCUCAACAUUUUCCUCGAGUACGUUCCCGGUGGCUCAGUGCAGACGAUGCUCAACUCAUAUGGCGCACUGCCCGAACCCUUGGUUCGCAGCUUCGUCCGCCAGAUUCUCACUGGUCUGUCGUAUCUGCACAACCGGGACAUCAUCCACAGAGAUAUCAAGGGUGCCAACAUUCUCGUCGACAACAAGGGUACCAUCAAGAUUUCCGAUUUCGGUAUCUCCAAGAAGCUCGAGGCGUCCAACAUCCUCAGCGGCGCGAACAACAACAAGCACCGCCCGUCACUCCAGGGCUCCGUCUUCUGGAUGGCUCCUGAGGUCGUCAAGCAGACAUCAUACACCCGCAAGGCCGAUAUCUGGUCCCUCGGCUGCCUCGUCGUCGAGAUGAUGACCGGCACACACCCCUACCCCGACUGCAGUCAGCUGCAAGCCAUCUUCAAGAUUGGCGGCGGCAAGGCUGCGCCUACGAUUCCAGAGCAUGCGUCCGAAGACGCCCAGACGUUCCUUUCGCAAACCUUCGAGAUCGACCACAACCUGCGUCCAAGUGCCGAUGACCUCAUGCUCAGUCCUUUCCUCACCCCUAUCACAUAA